AUGCCUCAACUUUUGAAACGGGUGAAAAGCAGCAAUCUUAUCUACAAAAUAUACAGUCAUCAUCAAACUGCAGUGUUAGUUACCGUCACUGCUGCAGCUACAGCUAUCGCCUACUAUUGUUAUCAUAAAUCAAGUGCUCAGCAUCAUCAUGAUAUUGAAAUCAGCCGUCAAAAAGGCAUCAACAAGAGGAAAUCACUGAAAAGACCAGAAGAAAAAUAUGCCAGCUUGCGCAUCGAUAAGCGAUUUGUGAACCCCUUUGAUGAAUGGAAUGAAAUACCUUUUUAUAAGACGGCGUUGUUUUGGAUGGGCAGAUGGAAAGGCAACGGUAUACCUAAAUGCGAGCAGGAAUUGGAUAAAACGCUUCCUGUCAUGAAACCCAACUUGGAUCAAAUCAGAAACCCUGGCAAAUCAGUAACAUUCACAUGGUUCGGUCAAUCCACCUGUCUUAUGACAAUUGAAGGAUUAACUAUUUUGUCUGAUCCGAUAUUCAGCAAAUGUUCUAUCAACGAUUACUUUGGACCAAAGAGGUUGAGACCUAUACCAUGUCCAUUGGAGGAUUUCAUCGACAAUGUGGAUAUCGUCGUUGUUUCGCAUGACCAUUUUGAUCAUUUGGAUGAAUCUGCAGUAAAAAAAUUAGGUAAUUCUGUUGUGUGGUACAUUCCUCUCGGUCUAAAGAACUGGUUUGUAAAGCGGGGUGUCACUAAUGUGAUAGAGCUGGAUUGGUGGCAAGAAGUGUGUCAUAAAAAUACAGAUAUCACGAUUGCAUGUGUGCCUGCCAUGCAUUGGAGUGGUUCACGCACUCCCUUUGAAAAGAACAACACACUUUGGUGCAGCUAUGUUAUCAAAGCAAGUGACGACAAGAUAUUUUUUUGCGGCGAUACUGGGUAUUCUCCUGAACUAUUCAAGGCAAUUGGCAAUCUGUAUGCUCCUUUUACAUUGGCAGCUAUUCCUAUUGGCAGCUUCAUGCCUACACAAUUAAUGCAACAUCUGCAUAUGGGUCCAGAGGAUGCUAUCAAGGCGCAUUUUGACUUGGGCUGUCCUCGAGUAUCUGUAGGUAUUCACUGGGGCACAUUCAUGAUGUCAGAUGAGCAUUACUUGGCUCCGAGACAAGUUUUGGACACUGCUUGGGACCAGUACAUCAAUGCUGCCCAAGAUCAACCAUCACUAAUCUCCGUUAUGGAGAAGGACGAUGCUUCUAUUGCUUCAUCUUCUUCCUCUACUGUUGUAUCAAACAACAUGGUAGCCAAGGACUUUUCUGUCGUUACUACAAAGUUUAUUACUACUGCAUUUGGCCAGACCAUGUUGAUAGAUUAA
Messenger RNA from Mucor velutinosus, 1314 nucleotides. RefSeq names its product ribosomal protein S7A. The record is from RefSeq and is a predicted model, not a curated record. NCBI's taxonomy places the organism in Eukaryota, Fungi, Mucoromycota, Mucoromycetes, Mucorales, Mucoraceae. Gene Ontology annotation, cellular component: membrane-bounded organelle; cytoplasm. Gene Ontology annotation, biological process: N-acylphosphatidylethanolamine metabolic process; N-acylethanolamine metabolic process. The coding region runs from base 1 to 1314 and encodes 437 amino acids. Gene Ontology annotation, molecular function: N-acylphosphatidylethanolamine-specific phospholipase D activity. The transcript is spliced from 5 exons.